ACCGGACGCAUGCGCCAGCCAUUCAGUCAAAGGCCUGCGAGGCUGCAUCCUUUGAAUUUAGAAUUUUCUCCAGAGGAUGCUUCGCCAGGCCCUUCUCGUCCUCGCAUUGCUAGGUUCAACCCUAGUCGGACCGGCGAACUCACAUCAGGAAACCGGCGAGUGGCACUGCGACUCCGAGUCGGAGAUCCGUGUCGAGGCCUCGUUCAGGCCCGGGAUUGUCACUCUCGAUGGCCACGUUGAUGACUGGACGGACAUUUAUGGCUUCGAUUUCUCUCUCUUGCCGGCCUUGGACCCCGACGCCGAUAAGGAGUACGAGGGUGGAAAACUGACCGUUAAGGCUUUGCAUGAUGGCAAGGAUGUUUUCUUCAUGGUACAAGUUGACGGCCAUUAUGCAUACUCUAAAGGUGAGAAUAACAAGUGCCCAUCUGUUGCUCUCAUGUUUCAAACUGGGGAAAAUGCCACAUAUCAUAGAAUGGGUGGGUGUGUUCAAGGACCAGAUACUUGCACCAGCAAAACAUGCCAUGGACAUGAAGUAGAUAUCAUGCACUUCUCAAUAGGAAAUGCCAUUCCUGGGCGACUCUAUGGUGGUAAUUCAAUAGACAACAGUAUUGGAAAUGGAGGUGACAGGUUUGGGCACUUGGUUGAUACUUAUGCUUGGAAUCCACACUGUCAUUUCCUUGAUGGACUUGGUCCUUCAGGAAAUGAUACUAGUGCUCAGAACAACUGGAAAGGGGUUUGGUGGCACAGCAGCUUAACUAGUGACUCAGGUUUUGUGGAGGAAGAUAGCCCAUAUACAUCAGAUGGACAAAAGGGCACUUUUUAUUUUGAGUUCUCAAGGCCUUUGAGAACCAUGGAUCGUCUUCAACAGGAUGCUCAGUUCACCAUUGGCAAGACAAGCAAGGUAUCAAUCGCCUUUUGGUACCCGACAGACGGGAAACCAUGGCAUGGAUCUGGACACUACUCUAUUAGCUGCGAUUGGGUGGCAUUGGACAUCUUGGCAGGAAGCUCUGGAUCUAGUAAGACCCAUAAAAACCCAUGGGAUGCAGCCACUGCCUUCUCCCUCCUCUUCUCUGUAGUUGCCUUUUGUCUUUCUGUUUUUGUUGGGCAUCGAGUUUCCACCCAAAAGGGUGUGCCCUUUACACCUAUGAACAAUCUCUAGGACAGUCAUCACAUUCCUAUGGUCAGAUUAUGUGGUGUGCCCUUUACACCUAUGAACAAUCUCUAGGACAGUCAUCACAUUCCUAUGGUCAGAUUAUCUUUCCACAAUCUUUGGCACAUUCAUAGGUUCAAUUUAUCAUACCUUUUUAUAGUUUGAUUC
Molecule: messenger RNA, 1318 nt
Organism: Diospyros lotus (date-plum)
Lineage: Eukaryota; Viridiplantae; Streptophyta; Magnoliopsida; Ericales; Ebenaceae
Exons: 8
Coding region: 77-1159 (360 amino acids)
Molecular function (GO): heme binding
Source: RefSeq, a predicted model, not a curated record